This is a messenger RNA of Laccaria bicolor S238N-H82, 1200 nucleotides long. RefSeq lists its product as uncharacterized. The record is from RefSeq and is a predicted model, not a curated record. Lineage: Eukaryota; Fungi; Basidiomycota; Agaricomycetes; Agaricales; Hydnangiaceae. The annotation marks the transcript as partial. Gene Ontology annotation, molecular function: hydrolase activity, acting on carbon-nitrogen (but not peptide) bonds. The transcript has 9 exons.
GAAACUGCGUCCUUCGUUUCGGACUACAUCAAAGCACAUCCGGAUCUCGAAUCCGACCCCACGCAUAUCAUCGAAGGAUGGGGAUGGGACCAUGCGUCCUGGGAUGUUGAGAAGAUGCCGACUUGGCGUGAUUUAGACGCUUAUCCUCUCAUCAAGGGCCACCCUGUCAUACUUCAAAGUCGUGAUGGUCACGCCAUCUGGGUAUCGCGAGCUACCCUGGAUGCAAAUGCACCCUUCCCCGAUUCGGUUGAAGGUGGUGUUAUCUUGCGUGAUGAGAAUGGGGAGCCAACAGGUGUAUUCAUUGACAACGCUCAAGAACUCAUCAAACACCCGAUUCUCACUGACGACGACCUCUAUCGCCGCUUCAAAACCACAGUGGACCACAGUCUCCAACACGGUCUCACGUCCUUGCACGACGCAGGAUUCAAGCCCGAUUCCUGGCUUUCUUCCGACGGUAUGCUGCGUCUCCCCGGCCUCUUAUAUGAACCUUACGCGGAUAAUCCAUCUACUUGUGGCCAAAUGCGUCUUCCUGAUCAUGUGUUUCACGCAGUCAUCCCCCAGUUCCUCGAGGAUGGCUGGCAAGUGAACGUCCACGCGAUUGGCGACCGCGCCAAUGGUGUCGUUUUAGAUGCGUUCGAGGAGGCUUUAAAAGGAGCAAACUCUUCUGCUCUCAGACCACGGCUUGAGCAUGCGCAAAUCAUGACCAAGGAGGAUAUGGCGCGUCUUGGAAGGCUUGGAGUCAUUGCUAGCAUUCAGCCAACACACGUAAUAAGUGAUAUGUGGUUCGCGGAACCCCGCCUCGGCCCAGAACGAGUAAAAGGCCUCUACGCAUUCCGCAGUCUCCUCGACAACGGCGCACGCAUCACCCUCGGCUCCGAUUUUCCCGUCGAGGGCGUUAACCCACUUGCAGGAUUCUACGCCGCCAUUACAAGGGUGUCUUUUGAUGGCAAAUCACCUCACGGAAAAGGGGGUUGGUUCCCUGAACAGCGUCUCACCCGCCUCGAAGCCCUCCGCGGCAUGACCAUCGACCCAGCCUACGCGUCCUUCACAGAAGACACAUUAGGUUCACUGGAGGUGGGCAAGAGGGCAGAUUUUGUGGUGCUAGAUCGGGAUAUUAUGGAAGUGAGUGCGGAAGAAAUUAUGGAGACGAGGGUGUUGGCGACGUUUUUGGACGGAGCCGCUGUUUUUGGGAGCCUUUGA